Molecule: messenger RNA, 2173 nt
Organism: Patiria miniata (bat star)
Lineage: Eukaryota; Metazoa; Echinodermata; Asteroidea; Valvatida; Asterinidae
Exons: 2
Coding region: 281-775 (164 amino acids)
Source: RefSeq, a predicted model, not a curated record
UUCAGAUAUUCAUGAUGGUCUAAACGAUUAGAAUUCGAGGCAACAAUGAACAGCCACUUCUUGUUAGUAGAUCACUGUUUUUGAAGAUGGCUAAUUGGACUAAGAAGCUUCAAAAUAUUACUUUAAGGGGCAUUAAAUUUUGAGGAACUUAUGCAGUGCAGGUUUUGUCCAGCACUUCGGCUAUACUGUGACGGCCAUUUUGUGACACCAUCUACAAUAGUGACAUUGUCUUUUUUAAAACUGUUGUUUUAAGCAGCGGAUCUUGACGCUCUGCACCGACAUGUCAGCGAAAAAUGCCUCCCUCCUUCUGGCUUCCUUGGCCCUGCUCAGUCUGGGCUUCAACCUCUACAAGAGGGUCUUCACGGCCAAUGAGACGCUGCGAUGUGCUGGAGAGCUGCACGUGACUCGCAGGCACACCAAACUAGUCCGGUCGAGACUGAACAAAGCAGUGGCCACGCUGGCUGAUCUGAACCAGACGAUAGCGGGACUGACGGCGGGGGAAGCCCCUGUGGACACGGCGGCUAACCACCGCACUAAGCCCGCAUCAGACAUCGAGGACUUGGUGGCUAAGAUCAGCGCACUGGAGAAGGCAAACAACGAGGUCAAGACGUACUUGCUCAUGCUGCAAGAGGACACCAAGGGGGCCGAGCAAGAGGCGAGCUUGUCUGUGAAAACCGGUGGGAAGUUGACGGAUGAGAUCAACGAUUUAAGGGAAGAGUUGAAGCGACUGAAGCGAGAACUGAAGAAGGCCGUGCGCAAAGAUAUCUCACAAUAACAUCCUCGUGACGUCACCCAAGCGUCAAUGAGAUGUCCGCCACGUCACACAAACAGACGACAGGAGAAUUAUUGCACCCAUCGUGUCGCUAUGGUGACCAGGAAUCAGCUUAUGAACAGCCCUACUUCGGCCAUCUUGAAAUCGAUUUUGUCUGAGUUGGGGAAAUUGAGUUCUGGGCGCUACCUGUUUCAGCCUUGCGAAGCAAAUCACGGAUGCCUGCAUAUAAUUUGUAUUGCGACUCUUCCUACUCCUGUACGUUAAAGGGACGAUACAACAUUUGCAAACAUCAAAAAACGAAAAGAUCAAAUUAUCACGAAAUACCUGGAUUGCAAGGGAAUGACAGUCUAAAGCAUCCUGUAUGUAAAAUCAUGGCCAGCGUUUGAAAAAUUACACACCUGUGUAUUUCUGAAAAUUGCAGCAAAGGCAAAUGUUGUACAUUCCCUUUAAGGAUAAGCUGUUUCAGCUCUGUAUGAUAACAAUGUAAAACUUUCAUGUUGUUUUAUAAUUUAGUAAAACAAAAGCUUACACGAACAUUCAAACAAACACUUUAACAUAUAAUUUCAUUUACAAAUUUCUUAAUUAACUAGUUUUGUCGUUGUAAUAAAAAAUCUCUCUAAGAGCAUUAUCACAUAAAGUACAAAACCGUUUUUAAGCGGCGAAUUUGACACACAAAAAAAUUUCAUUUCUUUUCAAUAGUUUGUUCGAUAUAAAAGUACAAACUUUGGUCUAAAAUGUCCAAUUUCAGAUGACUAACUUUUCUUGAAAAGUAAUUCAUGAAUUAAGGCACCUUCUUCAUGAUUUUUUUUUUAUAAAAGUGAAAGACAUAGAAUUUUGAAGUGUUACAUUAAUGAUGACCACAUUACUGAAACUUAAGUCUCCAAUGAUUUUACAUGCACAUUUACAUAAAGACCCGAUGAUCUACAAAGAUGUGUGUUUUGAUGCAGGAAUUCUGAUAAUGAAGGGGUUCCUUAGCACAAAACCGAUAUUGUAUUUUACAUAAACAGACAACAAAUGUGACCAGCUAUAUCGUAAUGAGGAAUAAGCCUCACCUUCGACUUUUCAAGUUACGUACAUCAUGUUAAAGGGAAGAUACAACAUUUGCAAACAUCAAGAAACGAAAUGAUCAAAUUAUAACAAAAUAUCUUACUGGACUGUUAGUGAAUGACCGUUUAAAGCAAACUGUAAAAUUGUGCCUCAUUGUGUGCUGACAUUUUCAAGAAAAAUUGUAUUUUUCCAAUGCUGGUCGGCCGACCAUCGUUGAAGAAAACUGGUUUAUUUUUCAAAAGCUGCUCCUAAUUUUUCAUCUUUAGUCAUUCUGCAUUAACUUUGCAAUUGAUUACACAUCUGUGAAGGGGUACAAGCCUGCUUGACUGAUUCUCUCACCUUACAAUUCCCAAU